AGGCCCACAGCAUCUCGCUUUCUUUGGACCCCCCUAGUCGCGCCUCUUCCCAUUCAUCCUCUACUAGCCUUAUUUAUUUCUCCCCUGUACUAGCUUUUCUUCGGCCCUUCCGCCUUAUGAUUUUGAUUUCUUCAUCUAGUACUUGCUCCAAUAACAUGAUCGCUUUGUCACUUCAGUAGCUUCUUGAUAUAUUCAGCAACUGCUACAUUUACGCGUUUAUGUCCCUCAUACUGUCUGAACAAUGGGACCCAACUACCUCUAGCUGCACCUAGUACAUCAAGGACAGUCACCAUGGCCAUUCCCGCGGACCAAACGCUUCGGAACCACUUGCAGCACAUGCAAGAUCAUUAUGACGAAGAAGCGCCACCGCCGUCCCCUUAUAAGGACAACGUUGCGACUGGCCCAGCACACCAAUCUUCUGCAGGUGGUCCUUAUCAACAUGGGCGAGGAAUCAUUGCAGCAGGAUCUUCCCCCAGUUCCUCUUCAACUACCCGGGGCGGCCCACGGUACUUAGAACAGCCGGAUGGCAUCGAGCUGAUCGACCCGACAAGUGCGCCAAAUACAAACAAAGUAUGAAAGCCUCAGGUUGGAAAUCCUCAAAGUGGAAAUGGUUUGUCAUGCUUAAAAUGGAUACCAGUUGCAGCGCCAUUUGUAGUCCGCGCAUGACAAAUUUCCCGGGCACUCAAAGCGUGUCUGUCAUGCUAGUUAGCCAAAGGGGUGCCCUUCUGUCGUGCUAAUCAGCAGCCCAAUUCUUCACCCCUAGCAGGACAAUAGUCGGCCUCCAUUGUGUCCUCUGCAAUACAGUCUUUUUUGCCUUGCAUUUUAUGCAUGACAAAUCAUGAUUUCAACUUUGACGAUUUCGAUCCUGACGCUUCCAUACAAAGACCGCAGAAAGUACAUCACCCAUGCUGAUGUAGACGGGGAGGAAGAAAAUAUCCUAAAGCAAUCCCUCGUGCCCCUCUGCGGCGGGUUGCUGUUUAUUUUUAUCGUCCUGUUCAUCGUCAACACUCUGUCGAAGAACGGGAUUUUCGGACGGCACAACAAGCACUUCUUCAGCAAGUACUUGGCCGAAGAGGUUGGGAUCAUCAGCGAAAACGGGUAUAUGCAGCACACACUAGAAUGGGUAGAAGACGAAAUCGAGAAUGAUUUGGACAAAUGGCGGGACAUUCUGCACAUGGAGAAUGGCGGGAUGGACAGCGGCGCCGCAGUUGCAGCGGAUGAAGACCUCCGCGCAGCAGGUGGAACGAGCGCAUCAUCUCCUGCCUCUGUAGGUCAUCGCGACAACGGGGCCAUAAUUCCUUACAAAUCCACUUCCGAAGAAAGCCCGAAGCAUUUAUCGGACCACCCGCACCCGAAGGAGACCAAUCUGAUGAAAUUGCCGAUCACCUGGGAAGACGAAAUGCCGUCCGACUUGGAUUUCCGAAGGAAGAUGCGCAGCCGGGUCUUUGUACAGCUAGAUACGAGAAAGUCGAACGCGAAGAUGUUAUUACCUCCGAGAAAUUUAAAUGUCCACGGGUAUCGGGGGAUCAGUAUCGGGAAAUAUGGUGCGACGAGUGCGACGACGUCGGAGCAGGGGAAGUCCUCGGUCCUCUACUUCACGUUGGAGAUGAUAAAUCAGGGUAACCAGCCCUGGGAAAUUUCCGACCACAUUAUGCUCCGAGAACUCGCUGACAGUUACUUUCACCACGAGAUUUUGCAUGAUGAGGAGGAGUUGUUGAAGAAGCACCCAGACGGGUUACCACCAGGAGGUGAAAUAAAUGAUGACACCUCCACUCCCUUCUACGACGACACGCGCGGAAUGAAGAAGAUCCCGCACGAUUUGCUGAUGCACCACCGAGUCGGGGAUUACGACCUGCACGACGGCAAAACCGCGGUGCAGGAGAAACUCUACGAGGAUAACGACGUGGACCACGACGACGAUGUGUUUUACUCCCAUAAUCUCCACCACGACUACUUGCACGAUAAGCAAGCGCGGGAACACCACGGCGUUUUCGGGCGGGAUUUGAGUUUCACGCACGGGGAAGUCGACAAAUUGGACACGCAUCUACACGAUCACAAGCUUCACUUGACCCACGACUUCGCCGUGCCGCACGUUCACAACGACGACACGGGAGAAGGCGGAAAGAACGCCGCACCGUUUGUCACCUUGCUGUCUGAGGGAGUCGUGUCGACGAAGUACCAGAACCACAAGGAAACAAAUGUGAAGGAGACGCCGAUUCCGGAGAACGACGGCGCUCCCGGUGUAAAAAAGAAUGCUGCAAUUUCUACUGCCACGCCGGCCAAUGGCAUUGGGAUUCCGAUCAAACUCCACCCGAAUCAGUCCGUCAAAUGGCACUUGCGGGUGAACUUCAACGCAGCGAACGCAAGCGCCAUAGCGCACAAGAAGUACGCGUUUUCGGUGGUGGAGUGGAUGUUCGAUGCGGAACACCAGUUUUGUGACGACGACGAUGCUGACCACAGUAUGUGUUCCGGCCAGAAAAAACCGGUGCUGCGAAAUUUCGGGCCGGUGAUCAUUAUCGAGAUGGAAAAUAAGGAGGAACAUGCUCAUGGUGCCGGGCAGCAGAGUGAGAAUAGGUAAAAAGUAGGACCACGACGACCACGGUCGUGUCGCUUGGGAAUAUGAGUAUACUAAACUACGCGACAUAAUAAAUUGUAAUUCUUUCAUAGUGAUGAACGCACAGCAUGGCAGAUACAGAUUCCCAAGAAACUACUACUCCGCAGUGCGACACAGAGUCAGCAGAUCAGUCAAUCGAAUACCACAUACAAAAGCAUCAGGGUCCUCCAUAAGUACAACAAU
Amoebophrya sp. A120 is the source of this 2797-nucleotide messenger RNA. NCBI's taxonomy places the organism in Eukaryota, Dinophyceae, Syndiniales, Amoebophryaceae. The record is from the annotation of a GenBank genome assembly.